ACUCGCUCCACGCGCCGCUCGCUACAACCUAUCCAAUCAAUAUUCAAUUAUCCAUUUUGAGAGUUUUUUCGUAUAGGUACUGUAAACUAGUGCUCGGAAGGCGAAAGGACGCAAUAUUUUAGUGAAUAAGUGACAGGACACAUUUUUAGUGAUAAGACCCAUCAUAACAAGUGAAGAAACGAUCAUUUUGAGUUUUUUUAGUACUAGUACUAGUUAGUGUAAGUUCUUUAAUAAAAUCACAGACCACAUAAAAUGAAAUUAUCGAAUAAAAAGAGAUAUCUACAACAAAGGCUGCCGAACUUCAAAGAUGUUCAGACUCAAAGAAAACGGCAACCACUCCAGGAUAAAGAAUUAGGUUCAGAAAACUGUGAUCACGUCAACAUUGCGAAGACUCUAAAGACGCUCGUUGAAGUUAAGCAGAUGGCCACGGAUAAUCUUAAAGAAGUACAAUCGGUUGAUUUACCAAAUGAAGAGAUGACGUCAAAUCAUGGCCGAGAAGUCCAAGAGUAUGAGAUUACAACGGAACCGGAAAAAACACCGCCAGGAAAGCAAGUUGGAAGGCGGAUUGUGGACGUUUCUCAUUUUACCAAAAAGUUAUUGGACAUUUGUAAUCAUGGCCCUAUAGGAUGUUCAGCAAGUGACAUUGAAUUAAUCGGGGAAAAACAAAAGGGGCUGAUGUCCAGUUUUAAAUUUAUAUGUAAAAUGUGCAAAAUGAAAUUUUUCAUUGAAAACGAUGUUUGUCAAGACAAUUACUUAAAUUUAAACGCUUGCGCAGUAGCAGGCACUAUUGCAAUAGGAUGUGGCCGUUCACAACUCGAAGAACUAUUGUCAGCCAUGAAUGUACCAAACCUCUCCGAAAACGUGUAUAAAUCCAAUCAUGACAUUCUAGGGAAGCAAUGGGAAAAAGUAUUUUUAUCCAAGGCACAGGAAGCCGCAAAACGAGAAAAAGAGAUAGCUGUAGCCGAAGGAAAUGUUACUAAGGAGGGCGGCCAUCCUGGAUCAGGAUCCGUCACUGGUCGGGCUAUGAGCCGACCGUUCCUCGCUGUGGGAGCGCUUCCCGGACACAGGGUCGCGCUCUCCAACUCGAGAGCCAGCGUAUUGGGCGAGGGCGCUCUCAUGCACCCCUCGCCCGCUGGCUUUCCUUAG
Messenger RNA from Leguminivora glycinivorella, 1146 nucleotides. RefSeq lists its product as uncharacterized. The transcript is spliced from 5 exons. NCBI's taxonomy places the organism in Eukaryota, Metazoa, Arthropoda, Insecta, Lepidoptera, Tortricidae. The record is from RefSeq and is a predicted model, not a curated record. The coding region runs from base 253 to 1146 and encodes 297 amino acids.